This is a messenger RNA of Pangasianodon hypophthalmus (striped catfish), 3113 nucleotides long. RefSeq names its product RAS guanyl releasing protein 2 (calcium and DAG-regulated) (gene rasgrp2). Gene Ontology annotation, molecular function: guanyl-nucleotide exchange factor activity; calcium ion binding. Bases 296 to 2068 code for a protein of 590 amino acids. The transcript has 17 exons. The record is from RefSeq and is a predicted model, not a curated record. Lineage: Eukaryota; Metazoa; Chordata; Actinopteri; Siluriformes; Pangasiidae. Gene Ontology annotation, cellular component: plasma membrane. Gene Ontology annotation, biological process: positive regulation of GTPase activity; Ras protein signal transduction.
CACAACAGGCCGGAAACAGAGUGUAAGACACAGAUGUGAUCACGGUGAACCCCUGCUCUUGCUUGUCUUUAGUUUUUCACACUUUCAAGUACAUUCUCUUCUUAUUUUUUCACAAAUCGGGGAAACUUAUUUUUAAUAGGAUAACCGUAUCAUUUUUCUGCUACAAACCUUUAAAUAUUUGCAGUGUGACAAAGACAGAUCAAAGAGAGGCGUGGAAAAUCGAGAGGCGGAAAACAGGAGCAGAGGGAGAGAGUGAGAGAGAGAGAGACAGAGGGAGAGAGAGAGGCAAAGGAAGAUGGAGAGCGUUUUAUCGGAUCCGUCAGCCAGCGUGGAAGAAUUGGUGGAAGCCUGCAUCAAAGCUUUCGAUGAUGAAGGAGUGCUAAAGGAUGCCUCAGCGGUGCGGAUGUUUCUCAUGAUGCAUCCCUGGUACAUUUCCUCCACUGACUUCGCCAAGAAACUCCUUCUCAAGUCUCAGAAUUGCUCUGCUGGUUGCCGCUCUCAGAUUUGUCAUCUUGUCAAAUACUGGAUGAGCGAGUUCCCAGCCGAGUUUGACCUGAACCCGGAGCUGGCUGAGCAGAUCCGCUGUCUGAAACAGCUGCUUGAGCAGAACGGUGAUGUGAGGCGUAGUCUACUCAUAGACAUAGACAGUGUCCCAUCAUAUGAGUGGAAGCGGCAGCUGUGCUCGAGUGUUCAGAAGAAGAGUAAGACCUCUCUGCUGUUUGACCACUUGGACUCUUCGACCCUGGCCGAGCACCUGACCUACAUGGAGUACAAAUCCUUCUGCAAGAUCCUGUUCCAGGACUACCACAGCUUUGUGAUGCAGGGCUGCACUGUAGAUAACCCCAUCCUGGAGCGCUUCAUCACCCUUUUCAACAAGGUGUCACAGUGGAUCCAAAUGAUGGUGCUCAGUAAACCUACAGCCCAGCAGAGAGCCACCGUCAUCGGCGACUUCAUUAAAGUGGCUCAGAGGUUGCUGGAGCUGCAGAACUUUAACACUCUAAUGGCAGUGGUAGGGGGACUGAGUAACAGCUCCAUCUCCAGACUAAAAGACACUCAGGCUCUUAUUAGUAGUGAUGCUCGAAAGGUGUUUGAGGGGCUCGUAGAGUUGAUCACGUCCAGUGGGAACUACAGCCGCUAUCGACAGCGCUUUUCAGAGUGCACUGGCUUCCGUUUCCCCAUCCUGGGUGUGCACUUGAAAGACUUGAUCGCUGUUCACGUGGCCCUUUCUGACUGGGCUGACCCAGAGAAAACCCGAGUCAACCUCACCAAGACACAGCAACUCUACACCAUCCUGCAGGAGCUGGCACUGAUCCAGGCCACACCGCCUGAAAUCGAUGCCAACCCAGAUCUCCUCAACCUGCUCAUUGUGUCUCUGGACCAGUACCACACAGAGGAAGAGAUAUAUCAGCUUUCGCUGCAGAGAGAACCACGCAGCCUGAAAUUAUCAGCAUCCAGCUCAAAGCCACAGUCUCCUUUAAUAGAGCAGUGGGCGUCUUCGAUCAAACCCAAGGCUGAUCCAGUGAUCAUCAACAAACACAUAGAGAAGAUGGUGGAGUCUGUAUUUAAAAACUUUGACACGGAUGGGGAUGGCUACAUCACUCAAAAGGAGUUUGAAAGCAUCAGGAACAACUUUCCUUACCUCAGCAAGUUUGAUGACGUUGACCAAAACCAGGAUGGUAGAAUUAGCCGAGAGGAGAUGAUUGAGUAUUUCGCCAAGGCCAACUCCAUGGUGAACUGUAAGAUGGGUUUUGUGCACACAUUCACUGCCAUGAACUGCUUCAAGCCCACAGUCUGCCAGCACUGCUCAGGCAUUAUGUGGGGAUUUUACAAGCAAAGAUACAAAUGCAGAGUGUGUGGGGUUAGCUGUCAUAAGGACUGCUGUGCUCGUUUGGCUGUUGAGUGUCGAAAACGGACAAAAAGUGUCAGCUUUGACAGCAAUGUUCCACGCAUAAGUCGCUCUUUCAGCUUGCCUCCUUCUACUAGACCAAACUCCAAACCUGAGUGUGCAGUCAUCACAGAAGAGACUCAAGAGAAUCUAGACGAGGAGGUGUUUGAUGACUAUCUUUGAGAAGGAACACACUGUGCCUGUAAAGCUGUAGAGCUCAUCAUAUGACCCAGUCAUGGAUCACCACCACGUCCCAAAACUGUGUGUGUUUGAAGUUACGAUAUGGUCCACACUUCCCAUUGUGAAUAUUGCCACUCAUCUACCACUCACUGGCCGACGUUGAGAUCUUCAGUUGUCCAGCUUCAGUGUCCACUGUAUCCUCAGAGGUUCUGCUCACCACAGUUGUACAGAGUGGCUUUUUGAGUUACUUUCAGCACUUCCUUUCAGCACGAACCAGUCUCGCCAUUCUCCUCUGAUAAGGAGAAUCAACAUGGUGUUUCUGCCUGCAGAACUGAUGCUCCCUGGAUGGUUUUUUGCAAACUCUAGAGAGUGUUGUGCGUGAAAAUCCCAGGAGCCUAGAGUGAUAUUUGAUGUGAACAUUAACUGAAGCUCUUGACCUGUAUCGGCAUGAUUUUAUGCAUUGCAUUGCUGCCACGUGAUUGGUUGAUCGCAUAAUUGCAUGAAUGAGUAUGUUUACAGGUGUUCAAAGUGGCCAGUGAGUUUACAAGUAAAUAAUAAUAAUAAUAAAAUCCACAGCUGGAAAGUCUUUAGUUUUUCGUGCAUUUUUAUGAUUUGUGAUUAAAUUAAAUGUUUUCUUUGUGAGCUUUACUAAACAGCAGACUCUUGUUUUCUAGUAAAUAUUUUUUCUUGAAACUAUAAUUUUGCUGGAUAAAUCUGUUUUGUUUUGUUUGUUUUUUUCAAAUGAAAUUGUGACUCUGAAUAAAUUGACAAAGCCACAUUUUAUUUAAUUAAAAUAUGAUUUAAUCUGUGAAUUUACAGCCACAAGGUCGCAUGAAUGACAUUUCCUGCAGGCCUAAUGGCCAUCAGCUUGAUACUUCUGUAUAAUUCUGUUUUCUGAGUGCCAGUAGAGGGCACUGUUGGCACAGCUGGAUUUGUAACUCCUCCAUGUCCCUGGACAUACAUUUGUGUAACCAUAAUGCACAUGUGAAUUGCUUCAAAUGUCUCAAAAGUGUUAACAUUAAAGGUUUGUUCUUUUCAAGGUAUUAAA